Cyprinus carpio (common carp) is the source of this 1133-nucleotide messenger RNA. It is a transcript of the gene arfrp1, whose product is annotated as ARF related protein 1. Gene Ontology annotation, biological process: Golgi to plasma membrane protein transport; protein localization to organelle; intracellular protein transport. NCBI's taxonomy places the organism in Eukaryota, Metazoa, Chordata, Actinopteri, Cypriniformes, Cyprinidae. Gene Ontology annotation, cellular component: Golgi apparatus. The record is from RefSeq and is a predicted model, not a curated record. Gene Ontology annotation, molecular function: GTP binding; GTPase activity.
CAAAAAUCGCCAACAACUUCCAGGAAGUGUUUAUGAAUGCUGCCAACAUGUAUUUAACAAGCCAGUAAACCGUGAGCUGCAUCUGACCGCGAGCUGGUCGAUACUCUGUACACUUUGAGGAUGUACACUUUAUUAUCAGGUCUCUACAAAUAUAUGUUUCAAAAGGACGAGUACUGCGUCCUGAUCCUCGGUCUGGACAAUGCAGGAAAAACGACGUUUCUGGAACAAACAAAAACAAAAUUCAGCAAAAACUACAAAGGCAUGAACCUUUCGAAGAUCACAACUACAGUCGGCCUCAACAUCGGCACCAUUGACGUGGGAAAAGCUCGUCUGAUGUUUUGGGAUCUUGGAGGACAAGAAGAGCUGCAGUCGUUGUGGGAUAAGUACUAUGCAGAGUCUCAUGGUGUCAUCUAUGUCAUCGACUCCACCGAUGAGGAGCGACUGGGAGAAUCCAAGAACGCUUUCGAGAAGAUGAUCAGCAGCGAAGUUUUGGAAGGAGUUCCUCUUCUCGUGCUGGCGAACAAACAGGACGUGGAGAACUGUCUGUCUGUGCCCGACAUUAAGACGGCUUUCAGCGACUGCGCUCCCAAAAUCGGUAAACGGGACUGUCUGGUGCAGCCCUGCAGUGCUUUAUCAGGGCAGGGCGUGAAUGACGGCAUUGAAUGGAUGGUCAAAUGCGUGAUCAGGAACAUUCACCGGCCUCCCAGACAGAAAGACAUCACAUAGAGCGCUGUGUGUGUGUGUGUGUGUGUGUGUGUGUGUGUGUGUGUGUGUGUGUGUGUGUGUGUGUGUGUGUGUGUGUGUGAAGAGCGAGAGAGUGGAUGCAGUUAUCAUGCCACAUGUAAGUUAUGAUAUUAUAUUUGGGUGAUACUCAGAGUUUGAUAUCUGUGUUGUGAUGCUGCAGACAUUGUAGAUAUUUCUAUGCUAAACUGACACUAGUUUUGUUUUCUGAUGAGUUUUUAAAUUCUCUGCUAAAACCUUCUUUAAACUCAUGUCUUCAGAUUAAAUCAGUCCUAUCACAUAACGAAGACGUUCCUCAUGCAGCGUUUCAAGAGGCGUUGUUUAUAAGACCCAACAAAUCAAAACCUAAUUACUAACCAGUUCUAUAAUAAACAGCAGAGAUGGAAAUGAAA